AUGUCUGAUGACAGUCAUCAGACACAGAGCGCCCGCGUCCACGAGGACAAGGAUAUCAUAAUCCAGAGUGUACUCCACGAGGAAGAUCUAUAUAAAAUCCUGGGGACGUCCAGGUCCGCUUCCGCCGCAGAACUACGAAGAUGUUACCUCGAAAGAUCCAAAAUCUGCCAUCCAGAUAGGCCGCCUUUUCAUCCUCUAUCCACUACUGCAUUUCAGAGACUAGGCUUCGCAUUUGAUAUCCUGAAAUCCCCUUCUGCGCGACGAACCUAUGACCGCGCCUCGAAACCAACCACCUCCCAGCUCCCCGAUAAAACCACUUUCCUGGGCGGCGAGCACACCUUCCGCAGUGCGGUCGAGGCUAUAUUACAUGAAUUUAUGACUGGGGAUUUUGUUAUUGUGCGGAGAUGGCUGGACAGCUUACAUGUGCGGUACCCGAAUCUGGUCUCCAAGGAGGUGGUCAUAAAUGUAGAACGAUCUUUCAUACGGAUCCGGGAGUUGGUCCUAACGACGAGAACGUACGCUUUGUUGAUUUAUGUCGAGCUGGGAAGAAUUCAUAGGGUUCAAAAGCGGCUGAUGGGCCUAGGAUAUUUGGAUGUCGUAGGGAGAGCCCGGUUGACGAUCCAUCUGGUGAGAGUUACGCUCGCGAUGCCGAUGCGUGUUGAUCGUGCUUUGAAGCAAAGAGAGGAGAAAGCCUGGAGGGCGAAGGUAGCAGGGCUCCAGGCUCGGGGUAUCACGCCUACUGAAAGGAUUGGGAGAGCCGGAAUCCUCAAUGAUCGCGUCAGCAAGGUGCUGGAAUUCAUUGUCGGUGCCGCCGGCAAAGACGAGGGGGCUGAUGAAGCCUGGAGUCAAAACCUCGGCGCAAAAGUCUCGUGA
This is a messenger RNA of Amorphotheca resinae ATCC 22711, 873 nucleotides long. RefSeq lists its product as hypothetical. The transcript has 4 exons. NCBI's taxonomy places the organism in Eukaryota, Fungi, Ascomycota, Leotiomycetes, Helotiales, Amorphothecaceae. The record is from RefSeq and is a predicted model, not a curated record. The coding region runs from base 1 to 873 and encodes 290 amino acids. Gene Ontology annotation, cellular component: nucleus; cytoplasm. Gene Ontology annotation, molecular function: heat shock protein binding.